ACAGAGCACUACGAAGGUCAUGCGCAUGCGUAUAAUUCGAAGCCACCUUAUGCGCUUGCGCUUUCCCUGUAACCCCGUCAUGCACUUUAACCUUGGAUUUCAAACGGGAGAGGGGAUUUCAACAAAAAACAUGCCUCUCCACUUGGUGACAGAUGAAUCUUUUCUUCCAAAACAUCUGACGCUUGCAGAAGCAAAUAAGUUAAACCUGGAUGACUGUUGCACAGACAUGUAUGUUAAGGGUCUUAUUUUGGAAAAAUGGCCAAUGCAUUUGCUGGCAAAUGGUGAAAAGAUUGUCAAAGCUGUUAUACAAGAUCAGGCAACGCCUGAGCAUAUGCCAAUCAAUGUAUUUUGCUUUGGAACACUAGCACAGGAAUUUUCAGACUCUGUGGAGAAAAAGGAUUUACUUUUUCUAACUGGAUUUGCUUUGGUUAAAUCGCCAACAGUAAAGUAUGACAAAAGGCACAUCUGCCAUCUUGAACUCUUUGAAGAAAAAGGUUCUACUGUGUUUGUUUGUAAGCAUGCUACAGCAGCAGUUCAUGAAGAUGUGACUAUGAAUUCUAUGAAGAAAGGAGAAAACCACACAGUUGAGAAAAAUGUAAAAUACACAUAUUCUAAGAUUAAUCAGCUUAAACCUGGAAUGCUUGCAAAUGUUUAUGGAGUUGUCACAUUUUUUAAACACCCAUUUCUUAGUAAAGGCACUGAUUAUUGCUCAACAUUAACAAUCACAGAUCAGACUGGGGGAAAACUAUCAUGCAACAUGUUUAAUGAAAAGCAAGAUGCUUUGCCUCAGAUCUACAAAACUGGUGACAUUGUUCGUUUUCAUAGAAUAAAGAUACAGCAAUUCCAAGGAGAUCUGAGAGGGAUAACAAAUGUGGGAUUUUCAGCACUGACGUUUGAUGGUCGAAUGGGUAGCCCAGUAAGUCCACGGACAUCAAGCAAGUCAUACCACUUUUCAGAUGAGGACAGAAGAAUUGUUGAACAGUUGCGUCAGUGGACCAUGGAACAGUCUCCCAUCUUAGAGCCAGCACUUAAACUCUCAGAGGUUCAACCACAGCAGUUUUUUGACUUAAUAUGCCAGCUUGUUGCCAAAGCAGAAAUGGACAGGUCCUCCACAUUGUUAAAGGUAUGGGAUGGAACUAAGUGCUUGUAUCCAAUUCAUAAAGUGCAGGUUGAUGGUGAGGUUCUUGAAGGAAAUCCUGCUCUCAUCUUUGAACUUCAAAAUAUUUCUGUUGACAUUAUGGCAUAUGAUAACCAUACUGAGGUAGCUAAGUGCUUAAAGCCAGGAGCUUAUGUUAGAAUCUAUAAUCUUCAUGCAAAAUUGCAAGCAUCCACUGAGAGUGAUUCACAGUCCAGCAAGUGUAUUGAAUUUUAUCUUCAUGGAGGAACAUCUUAUGGCAGAGGUAUUAAAAUUCUUCCUGAAGAUUGCUAUGAUGUUAAAGAGCUAAAGAAGGUUCUUGAGUCUGCAGAGCUCAGCAGCAAUUAUUUAAGUGACUCUACUUUGUUAGGUAUUUCGUCUCCUUUGAAUGAAUUAGCAGACAAUAAAGAAAAAAUAUAUACUCGGUUAGAGCGGUGUCAGGAGGAGUCUGUAACAGUGCUGACAUCUCACCAACAUAUGGAAAAAGCACCUCUUAUAAAUGUUAAGACUUGUAAACCACCACAGAAAUUCUGCAUCAGAGCUAAGGUUGAAUCGUAUGAGCCAAAAAGGUUAUAUCAGUGUGUGAAACUCUACUGUCACACAUGCAAAACAUUGCAAGAAGUUCCUGAUGAGGAUGAUAUUGCACAUGUGCUUCAAGAAGCUUCAAAGAAACCUCUUAAUUCAAAACUUCACAAUAUGUCAUGGUAUAAUACUGUACUUUUUGACAAGAAGAACCAAGAUGUAAAUAAAAUUGCAUUACAUUUCCUUGAUUUUGAGGAUGUAGUUCAAGACCCUGAAAAGACAUUGAUCUUGACUGAACGAGUAACACUGAAUGAAAUUAAUCAACUUUCAAGAAAAUUUGGGUACAUCAUUUUAGUUACUUCCACUGAAGAAAAGUUAACUUUAUUAGACCUGUCUGCACCAUUUCUCAUUCAAGGGCAACUCAGACAUUAUGGAUGUAAGCAUUGUUCGGUUGUUCAAGAUAUUAACUGUUUACAGCAGUUAACAACACAUCAGUCAUGGAGCGCGUCAACCAUAUCCCAAAUUUUAGGUAUCCAUUUACUUCAUUAUGUUUUCAUGAUAAAGUUAACGUUGAAGGAUGGGACUGCUUCAGUUGAUGCAAUGCUGUGGGAAGAAGCUGAAAAGUUCUUCAAAUUCAGUGCCGCGGAAGUCAUUGCAAGUGAGGUACUUCAAGAACAAUUAGAAUUGACAAUGAAUAUGCUGUGCCCAAAGGAAAAAAAUCCAGAUAAACAUCCAUGGUUUGAGUGCUGCAUCAAGUCAUAUUCCUCUGAAGAUCAAAUAGUUUCCUAUCAAAUAUUUGACACUGUUUUGGCUGAAAAGAUUUAACCACAGCAUCAUUAGUUUUACUGGCAUCAGAUUACUUUACGUAUUGUGUCCGUGUAGUAAAAGAUGUUCUGUUCUAAUAGUUUUAUUUGGAGUAUGUACAUAAGCAAAUGUGUUGAUACAAAUGUUCAUUGUUUUUUGACCUUUUUAGAUAUCAUCAAUAAUAAAUAUAACUUGUAUUUUCAAUAAAGAGAACCAUUUAUAUUCUU
Messenger RNA from Polypterus senegalus (gray bichir), 2688 nucleotides. RefSeq names its product protection of telomeres 1 homolog (gene pot1). Bases 20 to 2482 code for a protein of 820 amino acids. Gene Ontology annotation, biological process: telomere capping; regulation of telomere maintenance via telomerase. Gene Ontology annotation, cellular component: chromosome, telomeric region; nuclear telomere cap complex. NCBI's taxonomy places the organism in Eukaryota, Metazoa, Chordata, Cladistia, Polypteriformes, Polypteridae. The transcript is spliced from 20 exons. Gene Ontology annotation, molecular function: telomerase inhibitor activity; G-rich strand telomeric DNA binding. The record is from RefSeq and is a predicted model, not a curated record.